This is a messenger RNA of Periophthalmus magnuspinnatus, 3405 nucleotides long. RefSeq names its product transmembrane protein 150Aa (gene tmem150aa). Gene Ontology annotation, biological process: protein localization to plasma membrane. NCBI's taxonomy places the organism in Eukaryota, Metazoa, Chordata, Actinopteri, Gobiiformes, Gobiidae. The record is from RefSeq and is a predicted model, not a curated record. The transcript is spliced from 8 exons. Bases 301 to 1173 code for a protein of 290 amino acids.
CAGCUACAAAGAAAUCGCUGCUGUUUUAAAGGGAAACCAAGGUUGUUGAGCUGUAGGCUUGGAGUAGCAGGCUCCAGUCUGAUGGAAGCAGGGCCCUGUGGAGCAGAAGAGCAGUGCGGCCGGUCUCCCCCCUGUCCUCUCAUGCCUCCCCCUUUGUGUCCCCCUGUGUGUUAGUGACCCUGUCACACCCUCCACCUCCUCCUCUACUGUCCCACCACCCACCCGCACGCCCGCUCCCUCCUCGUGUUGUGCCCCCCUCUCACCCCAUGCUCCGGACACAGUCUGCUCACUGCCAGCCCAAUGACUGCCUGGAUCGUCCUGCCUGUCAGCUUGUCUGCCUUCUCCAUCACAGGGAUAUGGAUCGUUUACGCCAUGGCUGUGAUGAAUCACCAUGUUUGUCCUGUGGAAAACUGGUCCUACAAUGUAACAUGCAUGGAGGAGCUGCCUCGACCUGGCUUUCCUAAAACAUGUUGCACUCUCCAGGACAUCCCCCUCAUCAGUAAAUGUGGUUCGUACCCUCCGGAGAGCUGCCUGUUCAGUCUGAUCGGGAACAUGGGAGCCUUCAUGGUGGUGAUGGUGUGCCUUCUGCGAUAUGCCCAGGUCAUCGAGCACAGUCACAGAUGUUGGGUCAACACCAGUGCCCUCGUGUCUGGCUGCACCAACGCAGUCGGCCUGGUCAUGGUUGGCAACUUCCAGGUAGACCAUGCCAAGUCACUGCACUACGUGGGGGCAGGUGUGGCGUUCCCGGCUGGUCUGCUGUUUGUCUGUCUCCAGUGUGUGCUCACAUAUCGAGUAGCUGUGACGGCGUUGGAUUACUGGAUGGCUCAUUUCAGAGUGGCCCUUGCCCUAGGAGCCAUGGUCUCUCUUGUUUUGAGUGGUAUGUUUUUCAUCCACGAGAGCUUUGUCCUGCAACACGCUGCUGCCAUCUGCGAAUGGGUCUUCACCGUGGACAUCCUGGUCUUCUACGGGACCUUCACCUACGAGUUCGGCACAGUCACUAGUGAGACCCUCAUGGCCGGCCUACAGCAGACCCAUCACCACAGCCCGGGGGUCAUGAUAGGGCCUGGGUCCAGAGGAGCGCUGGGAGGAGCCACCAAAGGUCUCAAAUCCCCUGGAGGCAGCAGCACAUCCACACAUCUCAACUGUACUCCUGAAAGCAUAGCCAUGUUGUAGCUUUGUGUUGCAUCAUGGGAAGGUAAUAAUGUAUAACAAUAUAUGAUAUAUCUGGCGCCCUCUAGUUUUGGCCAAUCACAUUCAGUUUUGCCACUACAGCUGAAUGUUUGCAGCCAAAGUUCAAAGGAUUUGUUUUCAUUUCCAAAGGCAUUACCCAUGUUGUAGCUUUAUGUUGCAGCAUGAAAAGGUAACGAUACAGUUUUGUCUGACGCCCCCUGGUGUUGGCUCAUGGCAUUCAGUGUUGCCACUACAGCUGAAUGUGUGGAGCUCAAGUUCUAAAUCUCAAUCAUGAAUGAUUUUUUUUUUUUUUUUUUUUUUUUAUACAAAUUUACUCUUUCUGCAAAUCUUAACUGAUGUGGGUACAAAUAUGACAUUCCCUAAAGCUUGGCCCACCUCUUUUUUGGCCUUUUGCUUCUUGCUGCACGGCACACUUUUAUGAAUGAAAGACUUGCGUUCAAGUUUUAAGUUUUUGUAGUAGGUAGAUUUAUUGAAUGUGUGUAAGUCAAUAGUUAGUACUUAUUUUUGUCAUAAAUAUGCUGUUGUCUUACAGCCUCAACCAAUUAAGCAACAAAUUUCAUUACACUUUAUUUCUGCACAUUUUAAUGCCUGAUAACUGCUGAAUUUUAUGCCAUUUUCUUUUCAAAUACAAUUACUGACUAUUGAUCAUUUCUGAUAUAAAAUUCAAGGCUGUCUGCAUUUGAAUCUUUUUUUUUUUACCCAUCAUGCUGUUCUACUUCUAAUGCAUGCUUUCUGAAGUCCCUUCAUACUACCUAUUUACACCCAGCGCAAUAAUUUGUCUGAUUCGUUGCCUCAUUUUUCACUGGAGAAGAGGAUUUUGCCUUUUUUUAAAUGGGGGUUUUGCUUUUUAAGUGACCUCCAUUUAAGACAAUUGGAUCUUGAGUAUUUUAUUUAGAAUAUUCCAGGCUGGACCUUUGGAAUCCUUAUUUUCCAAAACGAUUUGUGCCAUACGUUUAACACAGUGGCAUGAUGAUGCAAAUACAUUGAGGUGUGUGUUGAGUUUUGCCAAUUUAACAUGAUUUACUGCCAUGAACUAAAUAUAAAUACCAUCACUUGGUUGGUUCUUCAACUUCAGUGUACUAAUUCUCCCCUCACACUGUCAAGUUAUUGAUUUAAACCAAUGGUUUUCAAACUGCUCCUUUUAAACUGCUGUGUACAGAUGUUUUUUUAUAUGGCUUUAAAUUACUUGAAUCGACAGAUUAAAAACUGAAGGCAAAUUAAUUUUAAUGGCAAUCAUGUUAAUUUUCAGGAAAUACUUAUGGAAUUAAGAUUAACGUUAAUCUUUGGAUAAGAAGAGAUCAAUGAAAUAAACACAAAUAGAUCAAUAUCAACUCCAGUAUAAUUUGACUGUGUAUACGUCACCUUUUUCCUCAUGAAUGGCCUUUUCAUCAAAUUUGGCCAAGCCAUGUUGCUGCUAACAGGAAAACAAUUGUUUUUUUUUUGUUUAACAACAAUGCAUUAAAAUAUGGAUCAGAUUGGAGAAAGCGGGCCUGCAUAUGAAAGUUUUGAGAACCACUGGUGUAAAUAAUUUUUAAAACCUUGGAUGCCAGCAAUAUUAGUCAUGUUGCCUACCUCUUAUUUCCUGUGGAUUGUUAUGUCAACUUUUAAUUCAUAAAAAAGGGGGCAGUAUUGGGUACAAUAGAGGACCUACAGUGUCAUGUCAAUUCAGGUUUCAGUUUCUGUUUUUCAUCCAAAUGUUUCUUUUCAGUUGUUUUAUUAAGGUUGCAUCUACACAGACCAUUUCUUGUACAUUUGUUGCCAAAAACACCAUGGUCUUGUUUUUCAGUGGACUGUUUCAGCCUUACAUACAUAUGGUGCGAGGAAAAUGUUUAAAAGGUUUUUUUUAAAUUUUCUAAGUUUUUACUUGUUUUGUGUAGUUAAGCACACUGUUGUCCAAAAUUUAAAAUGGCAGCUUGAAUGAACUAACAAUUUCAGCAACAGGCCAAACAGUCACCAUUUAAAUUUCAGUACAUGUAUUAUUGGUAAGUUAUUACAGAUGUUUGACCUGUUCAUGUCUUUUUAAAUGCAAAGUCACAUCUACUGUAAAUUAAUCACUGAAUAAUGGAGCAGUGGAAAACAUCUCUCAAUAACCUGGAUAAUUCAUUUUCUUUUAUAAAUUGUGUAAAUAUGUAUGAUUUGUCUAUCAUUUAGGUAUUUUGAUUUGAAAGAGAUUUAUAUUCAAAUAAAUGAAAUAAAAACUAUAAAUUAUUAGCA